Messenger RNA from Platichthys flesus (European flounder), 4913 nucleotides. It is a transcript of the gene bicral, whose product is annotated as BICRA like chromatin remodeling complex associated protein. NCBI's taxonomy places the organism in Eukaryota, Metazoa, Chordata, Actinopteri, Pleuronectiformes, Pleuronectidae. Gene Ontology annotation, biological process: positive regulation of DNA-templated transcription. The transcript is spliced from 12 exons. Bases 101 to 2431 code for a protein of 776 amino acids. The record is from RefSeq and is a predicted model, not a curated record. Gene Ontology annotation, cellular component: SWI/SNF complex.
CCGGCGACCCGUGCGGCGAUGGCGAGGAAACCCCGUUGACGUUGCACUGCUUUUUCAUGCCGACUCCUCACCUGUGUGCUUCCAUCAUCUCUCAGGUGUCAUGGAUGAUGAGGACGAUCGCCAUCUUCUGGAUAUUUUAGGAGAUGUGGAUGCAUUGAAUGACUAUCUCCAUGGCAACAACAGCAAGUCUAUUGAGGAGGAUGAUGUGACGAACGCAGCUUAUGGAUCAGAUGGAUCCUUCUUUGCUGGUGACACACCUGGCUCCAACUCGGGCCUCAAGGAUGGCUCUUCCUCAAUGGGUGGAUUCGGCGCUGAUUCAGCCGGGGCAGGCCUCCAGCUCUCCAGCAGCCUUUCAUUCAUCGAGGAUGAGUUGGGGUCCGGGAACUCUUCUGGCGGCGUGGACCUCGGGGGGGAGGACCAGCCCUUUGACAUCCUGCAGAAGUCCCUCAUGGAGGCCGACAUCACGGAGCAGACGCUGGCCCAGGAGGCCUUACUGGACUCCCAGCCCGCUCCCACUCUAGUGCAGGCGCCGGUUCCCUUCCAGUCCCAGCUGGUCUCUGGGGGCUAUGGAGGGGGAGUAGGUAUGGUUACCACGGCAACAGCUGCUUUUCCAACAGGCCAGUUCCUGCAGGGAGUUUCCCAGCUGCCCAAUGGCUCCGCCCAGCACAUCCAGGUGUUGGGAUCUUUCGGGGCAGGUGGGGGGAUGAUGACUCUGAGCAGUUUGAGGCCGGGGAACCCUGUAGCUGCAGCGGGGGCCACAACAGGGGGGCAGGUGUUUGCCCCCACUCAAGGUCAAGUUGGCCUACCUUAUAAAAACCUCCCCCUUCAAAACAUCAUCAUCCAGAGAGGCCCCGGAGGGACCCAGACUCUUGUCAGACCUAUCCAACCCAAACCACUUCAAGCUGGGACGCAGACCGUGUACAGCCUCGGUCUUCAGCCCACCUCCACCACCAUGGCUAAUGCUAACUCUGCUUCUUCCGGGGGGCACUACACAGCCAAUGGCUCCAUUGUGGUCCAGCAGUCCAUGGAGCAGCAACAAGCACAGACAAACUUACAACCUGGACAGUACCUGCUCCCCAGCUCUUUGGCCCUUGCUCCGGGCAGCAACCUCCACAACGGCCCCAGCGACCCCAGCUCAAAUGCCCUAAUUACCAGUCAGAAUGCGGUGCAGAUUGUGGCAGGACAGAACUUCACCGCACAACAGAGGGGUCAGUUUAUCCUGAAUCAGGGACUAGUCACCACGAGUCAGGUUGGAGGGUGUGUGACCCAAACAUGGACAGGAGUUACUUGUUCGACCACGGUACCUGUGCAGACGUCAUGUGCCCCUGGGCGGCUGACCCUUGGGGUCGUAGGUCAAACGCAAGUGUCAGCAAGCCCAGUGCAGCGCCUCCUAGUCACUCAAUCCCAGAACUGCACGUCCCUGUCCCCUUUAGCUGGAGGAGUGACGCAGGAACAAGAUUACAGACAGAAUUCCUCAUCACCUGCCCUCAAACAGCCCGGUAACAUUCACGUCAUGAGAACCAUGACGCAAGAUUCAACGCUUAACUCUCAGGUCAGUGCACAGAAGAGGCCUGCCCACCCGCCCCUUACAAGAGAGGGAAUGAUUUUACAGCGGCUGGGGAAGGAUCACGCCGGAGUUCAGACGCUCGAUCGACGACGCUUCACUUCAAUCAGCGACGCGCUGCAAAGACUCCUCCCCUACCAUGUGUUCCAGGGGGCGCCGCCCAGCCAGGAGGAGUUCUCACAGGUGGAUGACGAAUUCGAGGUCGUAGCGACUCAGGUGCUGAAGAGGACCCAGGCCAUGGUGAACAAAUACAGACGGUUACUACUUGUGGAAGCUGAGUGUUCAAGUCCGUCAUCGGAGAUGGUGAUGAUUGACAGGACCUUCAACCAGGAGGAACGCACCAACCUCACACAAGACAAGCGCAUGGUGCUCGUGGAUCCAGACAGCUUUCUGGAAGACUUCUGCUGUGGCAUGAAAUCCAGACUUUCCCCAGAACCGGCCCCGGCCCCGGCCCCGGCCCCGGCCCCUCCUCCGUCCAGCUGUAGCUGGAACCCGUCAGACAGUGGCUCCACGGAGCCACCGUACAGGACAGACUCGCAGCCCGGCUGUGGAGAUCCGGGAGGGGGCGGGGCUGCAGGAGCUGGGGCGGCAGACAGACUCCCCCCUCCAAACUUAGAAAACAAGAGCGCCCUUGAACUCAAGAGAUCCCAGCAGCGCUUUGAGCCCAGCGGCGGAGGCAACAGCUGUCCCCCAGGUAACGCCUCGCCUCCAGCAGCAAAGUCCGGAGGACAGACGCACUACCAGGGUUCACACCAACUGUCCUCCCAGUCCACCCCGCCCCAGUUCCCCUCUCAGCCCACGUCACCCCCCCACACUGACACAGACUCUGCUCUAGAGGCGGCGGUCAACAGCAUCUUGGAAUGUUAAGACUGAUGCUUCUUAUCAUCCCCAGUGUUUGAUUUUGUCUUUUUAUACUCGUGUGUACAGGUUUAUUUUUUUAUUUUUAAUCUCUCCUGUUGAAGUAUUUGUUGCCUCCCCCAACCCCCAACAAUUCCCUGUGUGAAGAGAGGUCAACUCUUCUUUCAGGUUUCGGGUCUUUGUGACACGAUCGGCCAUGUAGCAUGUAUUUAAUAUGUUUUUACAUUUCUUUCUUUUAUGUUUUGAAGCAUGACGUAGGAGUCGAGGUGGAUACAGGCACUUAUAUAUACCUAUAAAGACCCGGGAAUGUGUGCAAUGCAAUGGACUUUAUAUUCAUUUCACGGUAACUUUAAGAUGAGGCUGCUUUCAGACAUGAACCACUGAACUCCGGAUGAUCUCAUGAAGAUCGGAGGGGCUGCAUCUGAGAGCGCAGUCUUCAGGUUCAUGUCUGAAAACAGUUCAGGAGUGUUCCUCUCUUCACACACAGACACACAUGCCAUAUAUAUAUAUAUAUAUAUAUAUAUAUAUAUAUAUAUAUAUAUAUAUAUAUAUUUAGUGCCAGCUGAUAACCCACAGUACCUAUGCUGAACAAACCCAGGAUGUGGGGGAUGAUGACAGUGCCUAAUUCUAGGUUUCUCCUUUUUUUCUUUUUAUUGUUUACAUGAAGAAGUUGCUUUCAGAAUUCACUCGUCACAGAAACACCCGAUGAACACGUGGUUUGGCAGAUUCUCUGAGGUUCGAUCGGCGGAGACACGUUCACUUCGACAAAUUGCACUAAACGUACUGUUGCUUUUUUCAGGAACUGUAAGAACAUGAGUCGAUCUUCGGCGUGUGCUCGGCUAAACACAAUGUGAACAGAACCAAAAUGAGUUUGCCUGCUUUCAGCUGCCUGCAACAAGGACGACCUCUCCCACUAGAAACCAGUCUGACUCGACUUACUGCUGUUUUACGCUUCUCAGCAACGGUCCUUUUCUUUUCUUUACUCCUUGUGCUUAAGUCACAUUUUCUUUGGCUUUGGUUUUUCUUUUGUACCUUAAAGGUAUGCAAGCCCCGACACAGACAAAUCUCCAUUUCAACCACCUCUUAUCAUUUCACGGUGUAUUUUGUGUCAGGGGAGAUUAGUCCUCAGAUUGAGGAAGAUAUGUUACAACAUGUUUAUCUUUUUUAUUUAGAUUUUUUUAUUUUCCUAAUUAUUAGAAAAUUUGACUGUUCUGCUCAUUGCAAUGUUUCCUGACGUCGUCGUCAUGUUAAAUCACCUUGAAGUGUCACUGAUUGUAUGUUUGUCUGCCUUCUGCAUAUUGUUUUGUAUUGAUCAUAUCUAUGCUUGAAUACCUUGACAUCUCCAUCAGGUUUGACGUUGACCUGCUCGUGAAGUUUAUUUUCCACGCCCGAUUUAAUUCUUUUAGUGUUGGCUUACACCUCCUGGAUGUUCCCCUCACUCGCCAGUCUUUUUUGUUAUGAUACAUUUCUCACCUUUUCUGUUUUCCCUCUCAGCAGAGCAACCAAAAUUUACCAGGAGAGCAUGUGGUCGUGUCCAGAAUCAUCCUCAGAUUUUUUAAUUUCUCUGUCCAGGACUGAAACGACAUUAACUCCCUUGACGUUAACGUCGAGCGUGUUUUUACUUUUCAUUUAGGUUUUAAAGCCAAAACUCAAGCUACUGUGAUAUUACAUCCUGAUUAAGACUUAAUCCUAAAUUUUGUAUUUGUUUUUGGAGUAACAUUUAUUUUGUUUUAACUUCUACAGAAAUCUGUCUUGCAGUGCAAAGCAAGAACAGGCCAUUUGUCUGCCAAACUCAACCCAGGACCAAAGCUUAGGUUUAACAAAGUGUUUUACUGCUCCUGGGGUUGAUUCUGGAUAGUUCCACCUUUCUCUUAUAACGUGUCUGUGAAUUAUGAUUGAUUGCCAGUAAGCUACGACUGCAGACUGAAGGCCUUUUUAUACGGGGUGAUGAAGAACUCAUUUAUCGUCUUCUUUUUGUGUCCGUGUGUGUUUGAGUGCCAGUGGCUGUCGCAGGAGCUGCUGCAAGAUGUUGUGCCUCGACAGCACUUAGUUAUUAGACCUGCACAAAGUAGAGACGUGUCCAGCGUCUGUCGGUGAAGCAAUGUGUGACCUGGAUGCAUAUCAGUGUCCGAGGGCCCGGCAGGAACAUUAUCGCUUCUUCUCCUCUAUUUUAAGUGGGGAUUUGUUUCUCUGCCUCCAUUUUCACUGUCGUUCUGUCUCACUUGAUUCGUGUAGUUGUUUUGUACAAAAAAUUGAAAAGUGGAACACAAAAUAUUUAUAAUUUUGUAUGGAGAAAAAAUAAGAAUGUAAAGAAACAACACAUGAGAAAAUGGAAAUUAUUUUUAUUGUGUUUGCCAAGAAGCAGCUUCAGAAGAAAAAGGAAGAAAACUACAAAAACACUGUAAUUUCUUCAUUUGUAGCUUGUGUGUGUUCACUACAGCAGCGAAGGGGAGUCAACAAUAAAUUCAUUUUGAAUACAAUGAGAAACUGG